AAGCUGUUUUGAUUACACUUCGUUGCGUGUGCUCGGGAAACAGUUGUGUUGCAGUGUUUUCACGAAUUUUUAUGCGUUUAGUAUCGUUUUUAAGGCAAGAGUGAUACUUACGCGGUCGUGCGAUGGAUCAAUACCCUACGGAGGAAGACGAGUUUGAGCUGGUGUACGGAGAUGAUCUCGAAGCGAUGGAUGAUAUGGACGAUGAUCCACCACCGGGAACGCGCAACGAUCCAUCUGUACCUGGUACACCCUCAAAUGGGCACGCUGGCGAUGGUCGACGCGCUUCAACUUCCUGCUCGAACUAUCGAACACCGAGCCAGUUAGGUACGAUCGAGGAAAGCCCACUCGCUAGUCCUGCAUUGUCCAUUAUCACCCGUGGCAGCAGUACCGUUCAUAAACGACUGUUCGAUACACCUGGUCCGUCGUCCCAAACGGGCACUAACGGGGCGCGUAAAUAUGGUCUUGCUGCAUCAACACCCUUCCCCGGAUCAACUGCACCCGCGAAUGCACUGCAAACCUUGCAACAGAUGGACGCUAAUCCGCGCAAACGUCGACUCGAGGCACUGUUCGGCGAUAUACAAGACAUCGAAGAGGAACCGUACGAGGAGCAAUACGUGUAUUCUUCACAGAAAAAGACAAAAACCGAAGAGGAGCAGGAUAUGGAGCUGAUUGAACGGAUACUGGAAGCACGACACCGGUACAAUGCGGUGGCAAAUCCGUCCAAACCGUCAAUGCUUUCGCGGGCCGAAGCGUUACAUCGGUUCAAGAUGGAUAACAUUUCACUCGAACCACCGAAAUGGCCAUCAAUGACAGUUAUGAGGGAGGACAAAACGUGCGUGUACGUUCGGUUUCAUUCGGAGGAAUUUGAGAAGAAGCAGAUCGAUGAGAUCAAUUGUGCGAACAACGGUUUUAAUGGUUUGCUUGGACCAGAAAAGGAACGGAUCUGGCGUGAAGCGAAUGAGAUUGUCUCUAAACGAUUGACGGAACCGACCAAUGCUCUUCCCUCACAAACACCAGAUAUUGACGAAAUCGUUAUACCAACCGAAAGCAAUGUGCUCUGGGUAGAAAAGUAUCGUCCCCGGCGAUACAUUGAUCUGCUUUCCGACGAAACCACAAACCGAAGCCUCCUUCAGUGGCUUAAGCUCUGGGAUAAGGUGGUCUUUAACCGGGAGCCUGUAAAAAAGGCAAAAGACACCAAAACACAGCUAAGCAAUUUCAACAAAAAAACGGGUCGGUUCGAAUCGAACGGUGGAUGGGUGAAGGGAGCCCGUAAGGUUCGGUCCACCCUCAACACGGAGCUGGAUGAACACGGUUGUCCAGUUCAGAAGGUGGCCCUACUGUGUGGUCCUCCUGGAUUGGGUAAAACUACACUAGCGCACACAAUCGCCCGUCAUGCCGGUUACGCCAUAAGGGAGGUAAAUGCGUCUGACGAUCGUAGUCCGGACGCAUUCCGUUUGGUGCUGGAAAACGGAACACAGAUGAAAUCGGUACUGAACGAGGAAAAUCGACCGAACUGUAUCGUCCUCGAUGAAAUUGAUGGUGCCCCGAUAGCGGCUAUCGAAUUUUUGCUGCGAUUUAUCGCGGGCAGUGCUGGUGGUCCCCAGAAAGCCGGUGGUCCGAAGAAAGCGGGUAAGGCUGGUCGGGAUAAGUUUGUGCUGAAACGGCCAAUCAUCUGCAUUUGCAACGAUAUGUAUGCACCGGCAUUGCGGCAGUUGCGACAGGUCGCAUAUGUGGUGAACUUCCCACCAACGGAAUGUGCUCGACUAGCGGAACGGCUACUCGUGAUCGCGAAGAAGGAACAGAUAACAACGGAUCUUACCUCGAUGCUGGCACUGGCAGAAAAGACCGGAAACGAUGUACGGGCCUGCCUGUCGAUGUUGCAGUUCUUUGCUUGCAUGAAAAAACCGAUCCGACUGACGGACGUGCUCAAGUGUAACGUUGGCCAAAAGGAUCGCCACAAAGGACUCUUCAGCAUAUGGUCAUCAAUAUUCCAGAUAACACGUCCAAAGAAAACGAUUACCUUUGACCCGAACGCUACCGUUCAGGAAAUGGUUACGCUGACCGAUAUGUCCGCCGCGACGCGUAUGUCCAACGUGCUCCAGGUGGUCACAAUGGCCGGUGACUAUGAGCGCUUAAUGCAGGGUGUGUAUGAAAACUAUCUGCAUCAAAAAAUGCCCGACGCGGACAUGUGCGGUGUGGCGGAGGCAACGGAAUGGUUUAGCUUCAACGAUCGGUUACAGCGCACCUUAAACCAGCUGCAAAACUACGCCAUCUAUCCGUAUCUCGCCUACGCGUUCGUCAUGUGGCACUACCUGUUUGCAACGCUCGCCUGGCCAAAAAUCAAUUUUCCCAGCAAGGGCUACGAGCACUCGCAAAAAUUGGCCAGUACAAAGCUGAUACUAACCGGACUGCGGAAAGGAUUGUCCGCCCAUCUGAAGGGCAUCGGCGAGGGUGCAGCAGUCCUAAUCGAUACGAUACCGAUGCUGAAGCGUGUCAUCAAUCCGUCGCUGCGAUCGGUUUCCCUGCAGCUUCUAUCCCAGAAAGAAAAAUCUGACCUCACACACACGGUGGAAGUGAUGGCAGAUUUUGGGCUGAACUACAUCCAGCUGAAAACGCCCGAAGGAACGUACCAGUACCAGCUGAACCCGGAUCUUGAUCAGUUGUGCAGCUUCAGCGGAACCGCCGGUCAAAGCUCCACCUACUUCGGCAAGCAGAUCGUAGCACGCGAGGUUGAGCUGGAACAAAUGCGUCGAGCACAGCCGAAACUGUUGGAAGCGGGGCAGAAGGGUCACAGCUCCAGCACGAAAGUUAGCUCCGGCAAAGCUUUAUCGAACGGUGGACACAAAGAGAACACAGUGCCGAAGGAGACGAACGCCGGGAAGGGACGGCCGGAUGGCGCGAAGUCAUCGCCCGAGCUGCCAAAUCAUCUGCGCACACUGAAACCGAAGCAAAUUGUGCAGAAAACGAAGCAAGUGGUUUCGAAGGACUUUUUCGGACGGCUCUGCACGAAGGAAACGGUACUGUCGGUGAAGGAGGGUGGAACUGAUGCGAUUGUCAAAAGCCCAAUUUGGUACCGGUACAAAGAAGGAUACAACAACGCAGUACGAAAGGAUGUAACUCUGCAAGAUCUUAUGUGAAGUGAAAAAAAGAAGAAUAAUUUAAUAAAACAGUUUUUAUAAAUUA
This is a messenger RNA of Anopheles stephensi (Asian malaria mosquito), 3183 nucleotides long. RefSeq names its product chromosome transmission fidelity protein 18 homolog (gene cutlet). The transcript is spliced from 9 exons. Lineage: Eukaryota; Metazoa; Arthropoda; Insecta; Diptera; Culicidae. The record is from RefSeq and is a predicted model, not a curated record. The coding region runs from base 123 to 3137 and encodes 1004 amino acids. Gene Ontology annotation, molecular function: ATP binding; ATP hydrolysis activity.